Messenger RNA from Sturnus vulgaris (Common starling), 1489 nucleotides. RefSeq names its product solute carrier family 7 member 6 opposite strand (gene SLC7A6OS). Lineage: Eukaryota; Metazoa; Chordata; Aves; Passeriformes; Sturnidae. Gene Ontology annotation, biological process: developmental process. The record is from RefSeq and is a predicted model, not a curated record.
CCAUGGCGGGCGCGGCCGUGCUGCGCGUGCGGCGGAAGCGCGGCGGCCCCGAGCCGGCCGAGGCGCUGCUCCUGGCCUGCAAGCGGCGCCGGGCCGAGCCCGUGGAGACCAACCUCUUCAAGCUGGUGGCCACCGUGUCUUCCAAGAACGAACCAGUUCAGAAGUAUGUUAAAGAUGCUAUCACGCGAGACAAGGCAGCUCAAAGCCUGCGCCCCUCUUUGGGAAGCACUCAGCGGAUCGUCCAGGAGCUGCGUUGUGCCAAGCAGGCCAAGAGGAAGGAGAACCGGUACCGGGUGGUAUCGAGCCAUCGGCCCGACUGCACCGGCUCCGCUGCACCUGGCACGCACAGCUCUGAGGCACAGCAGGAUGCUUCACCAGAGGAGAGCAGUGCUGUCCAUCAGAGUUCAGACUGCUGUGGGAAAUUCCAGCUGUUUGAUAUUGUACAAGAAGAGGAGACAGUGGGAGAUUCCAGUGUAGCCACUGCAAACCCACAGAAGAAUGAUCCAGAUGCAAUUCUCUGCAAUGCAGUAGAGAUGAUCCGUGAGCGUUUAAAUGUUUCUGAAGAUGGUAAAAAAGAACAUGGUGGCAAAGAAGAUGAGUACGUUUAUGACAUCUACUAUAAGGAAACAUCAGCCCCUGAUUGGAUUGAAAAUAUCCUUUCUGUACAGCCCUAUAGAGAAGAAUAUGAAUGGGUAAAUGAUGAUCCUGGUCCAGAGGAAGUAUAUGAAGAUGAAGAUGAUGAAAAUGAUGAAAAUAACUGGCGUAAUGAUUAUCCUGAAGAAGAUGAAUUCUUACCUGAGGAAGAUGGAGAAAAAGACUCUGAAGAGAGCUUCAGUGAUGAGGAUCAAUGUUACAGGAGAAGAACAUGGGACAAAUAUCGACAGGAGGUUUUGCAGGAAUUCGGAUACGAUGAGAUUGAAGAUUUGGGGUCUGACUAACAGCCUGGCUUUGGAGAUGAAAUGCAUACUGAAGGUGAACGUCUGCUGCUGUAGGAGAAUACACUAUCUGAGCAGCCAACUUCAGCUGGUGGAUAUUAAACAGAUGGAUGUGACUAUGGCCACUUUAGAACACAAAUUUUUUUCCAAGCACAAGAUGCUCUCUGCUUUAAAAUAGAAUUUUCCACCCACUGCGUGUUAAGGUUUUGAAGGGACCUUUUAUUUAUUUUUGUUUUCCCAAAGCUGCAUGCCCAAGAGUUUGUACCUGUAGCAGAUGUACAGAUAUGGAGGAAGUGUUGGCAGCAGCCCUUCUGGUUAUGGCUAAUAUAUCAGGUUUCACAAGAAGAUCAAUGAGUCUGCCCUGCUGGCAAGUGGAAGUCCUAGAAAAAGACACCCUAUCCUACUGUUUUGUACUUCAUUUGUUCCUAAGUGUCAAGUGACUUUCAUCACAAGUGUUGAGCAUAUGAAAUGCCUUGACCAGUCUACUACUCUCCCCGCAGUUCUAAUGUUGACCAAUGUGCAUUUAAAUUGUAAAUAAAAAUUUUUUUGACCAA